This is a messenger RNA of Sesamum indicum (sesame), 1618 nucleotides long. RefSeq names its product nuclear localized protein. NCBI's taxonomy places the organism in Eukaryota, Viridiplantae, Streptophyta, Magnoliopsida, Lamiales, Pedaliaceae. The record is from RefSeq and is a predicted model, not a curated record. Gene Ontology annotation, biological process: recombinational repair.
CCUUUGAGUUUCCCUCCAAAUGAAACAGUCAAAACAAUGGAGGCGGAGGAGCCAUGGGAAGCUUUAGAUCUAGACGAUUCUGACCUCCCUUCUCUCCUCCGCGCUUGCAAACGACGCCGUUCCCCCUCCCCUACCACCACUGCUACACCUGCUGCUGCAAAUCCUCUUCCUCAAUCGCCUGCCUCGCAACCCUCUCAAAACCACCCCGAACAACUACAACACCAACCACCGCCUUCCACUUCGCGCCCCCGCUCUAUUCCUGGCCCCGCCGGAGCAGUUCAAGCGGCCAUUCUUCGUAAAAAUCUUGACUCCGAGAGUCUGAAUUUCUCCUGCCGUCGAGAUGGUAAUUGCGAGGACCUUAACGGUAGCAAUCAUAGUGAUGGAGUAAUUUCUACACAAGAUUAUAUAAGGAGGGCAAUGGAAGACACUGCCGAAUUUGAUGAUGACUUCACUGGACAUCCUUGGCUUUCUGCGCUCCAAUUCCUCGGUGCUGAAGCUGGUGUGAUCCGAAGUACACCUAUCAGCUCUAUCAAGAAAUGCCUGAAUGCUGGGAAGGUUGUUCAGGUUGUGGCUGUUAUUAAGUCAUGCACACCAAAUGGUCUUGGGGGUCUGAUGGUGUUAUUAAAGGACCCUACAGGUACAGUUGGUGCUACCAUUCAUCACAAGGUCCUCUCUGAAAGUGAAUUUGGAAAGAACAUCUCUAUUGGGUCCGUUUUAAUACUUCAUAAGGUUGCUGUUUUUGCUCCUGUAAGGUCAGCACACUAUCUCAAUAUAACGCUGAGGAAUAUGGUGAAGGUAUUCAGCCAAGACAGUUGCUCAACUUCAAAACUUCAAGGCUGUGCAUAUCCUGUCCAAUAUGCUGAUCCUGAAUAUUGUGGAAAAGCGAAAGCAAUGGAGAUGACCACUAUGCAAAGUGUCACAGUGGAAGCCAUUGAGAAGAGACAAUGCACGAGAGAGGCUGAGAAUUUGCAAAGUUUUAGUGUCAUCCAGAGGCAGAAUCUUUUCACUGUAAGUGUUCGAUCAAAAAAUAGUGCCACCAUCAGUGAAAGUGCAGCCUGGAGAGAGCCUAAAAGUUUAAGCCAAGAUGCCUGUAAAGAAGUACCUGAACAAAUGACCAGAACUAGGAUUACUGCUGACCACCUAGAGUUUGUGAAUGGCAAUGAUAAAAGUAAAAGAAACGGCAAUGACACUAACGAUAUGACCAAUUCAGUUGGGAAAAGUAGUUGUGAAGAGAUUCAAGGAGCUGAUGUAGUCCAGAUGCAAAGGCAGCCUCAGAUAUCGAAAACCUCUCUGCCACAGUGGACAGAUGAACAGUUGGAUGAACUUUUUGCUGGUGAUGAAGAUGGUGGCUCUUUGUUCUGGUAAAAUUUCCUCUGGCAGCAUUUUACAAAGAUUUCAGGAAUUAACUGAACAGAUACUGGAAAAGAAUGUAUAUUCCCCACCCCACCAUCCUCACCAAGAAAGAAAGGAAAAAGAAAGAAAAAAGAGCAAACCCUUACGGGACACGUUUUGUUUUUAGUGAGUAAGAGAUAACAGAACUUGACAGCUUAUAAGGAAAGAAGAAUUUUUGGUUCCAAGUAUCAUCUUUUUACAACUUGUUCUUUUAAUUUAUAUCCAC